Messenger RNA from Etheostoma cragini (Arkansas darter), 1556 nucleotides. RefSeq names its product l-isoaspartyl protein carboxyl methyltransferase, like (gene pcmtl). Gene Ontology annotation, biological process: protein modification process. The transcript has 9 exons. Lineage: Eukaryota; Metazoa; Chordata; Actinopteri; Perciformes; Percidae. Gene Ontology annotation, cellular component: cytoplasm. Gene Ontology annotation, molecular function: protein-L-isoaspartate (D-aspartate) O-methyltransferase activity. The coding region runs from base 127 to 882 and encodes 251 amino acids. The record is from RefSeq and is a predicted model, not a curated record.
UGUUGGACAGUCCACAUCUUAUUGGCCAGACGCUGUGUUUCCCUCAGUAGGGAGCCAGGAAGUUUGUCUCAGCUGGAAGGAAGGAAGAAACAGUUGCGAACUACCAAGGGAGAUUCAGUGGAGGACAUGCUCGCAGCCUUGCGCCUGGCAGUAGUGGCAGUCCCGAUGGGUGUACUGCUGUCCCGGACCAUGGCGUGGAUGUCCAGUGGCAAAACACACCCAGAACUCAUCAGCAGGCUGAGGGGUAAUGAUCACGAGGUGAUACGCAGCGACCGAGUGUUUGAUGCCAUGCUGGCAACAGACAGAGGGCUCUACACCAUAGACUAUCCUUAUGCAGACUCUCCUCAAUCCAUAGGCUACAGGGCGACCAUCAGUGCACCGCACAUGCAUGCUCAUGCUUUGGAGCUGUUAAGUGACAAACUAACUGAAGGGGCAUCAGCACUUGAUGUGGGUUCAGGAAGUGGAUAUCUCACUGCCUGCUUUGCAAGGAUGACAGGACCCAGUGGUAGAGUGGUUGGCAUUGAACACAUCGAUGAACUGGUUCAAAUGUCAAUAAAAAAUGUGCAAGCUGACGACCCAGAACUCCUCACCUCUGGACGCGUCAAACUUGUCGUGGGAGAUGGAAGGCUUGGUCACCCAGACGGUGCGCCGUACGAUGCCAUUCAUGUUGGUGCAGCUGCAGCUACUAUUCCUAAGGCUCUUUUGGAGCAGCUGAAGCCUGGAGGCCGGUUGGUUCUCCCAGUGGGCCCUGACGGUGGCAGUCAGGUGCUAGAACAGUACGAUCGGCAGAUCGAUGGGACCUUUCUCAAGAGAGCUCUGAUGGGAGUGGUUUACAUCCCCCUGACUGACAAGAGGCGUCAGUGGCCUGGAGGUGAGCUCUGACUGCAGUGUGGUUUCCCCUACAGGAGAUGGCCUUGGUGCUGCAUCUCCACAACCCCGUAGCACUCCUCAUGGUUUCACUGUGCUCCAGUCUUAACAGCCACCCACCCUGCUGGGUCGUCACCUAGCAACUUACAAGGAGGAUCUAGCUCUGUUUGGCUGACCAGAUUGUCUUUCAAGAGUGAUAAACAGUGAGUGACCACCGCUGAACUGAUGACCUUAUUCCCAGAAUCCUUUAAGUCAGGUAGAGAGUGGUAAGGAUAUUGUGGAUGUCAUAAAAAUGUUGUCUGAGAUCUAAGUGAUUCACUGCAUUAUUUUUGGGUAAGUCAGUGAAGUUCAGCUAUGAGACAAAUUCAAUUAAAGCUUAAGAAGCUACAGUAUGUGUUCUUCUGGAUGCCUGUGGGUAAUUCACAUGAGAUAAUCUAACGGGAAAGCUUUGGCCAUGAAUGCUGUAACACAUAAAGACAAAUGCAAGUACAAGUCAAGGAAGUUAAAUGACAAUCCAGCAAUUUAACAAAGUAAUAUAUAUGUGAUGAUAAAAACUUGCUGGCUUCCUAUACUGUAUGUUUAGGAUAUGUCCUGUUUGACAUUUAGCCAGAAAUUAUUUUUUUGAAACUACCUGUCCACAGCUAUUGAUGUAUACACUUGUAAGUUUAUUAAUAAAAACCAUCUAAAUU